Molecule: messenger RNA, 3197 nt
Organism: Doryrhamphus excisus (bluestripe pipefish)
Lineage: Eukaryota; Metazoa; Chordata; Actinopteri; Syngnathiformes; Syngnathidae
Source: RefSeq, a predicted model, not a curated record
AUCAGUCAUACUGUUGCUACGUAGUCACAUUUUAGACAAUCAUUGAUGCAAAACCGUUGAAUUCACGUUCACCUUUGUUACGGCGUUUCAUUCCCAACCCAAUAACACAAGUAGUUAACUCAUACUCGGCAGCUUGGAAGAGUUGUGCAACGUCCCACGCGUUAAAAAAACCCAAAACAAAACGCUGACACAAGCUUCCUGUCACAUGAUGGAGGAGGUGGAAUGACUUUAAGCGCGUGGGGAAAGCAGGGAGCAGCAGUACUGAGGUAGGGUUGUCUUACUUGACGGAAAUAUCACAAUAAAUUGAUAUUUCUCAUGCUUCAGAUGGUUUUUAAGGCCUUUACACAAACUCAUGUAUAUGAGAGGCAAGUAGGCUUCAAGGAAAAAGGAAAAUCCAGCAUCCGGUGCCUGGAAUGCUUUGAGCAAAAUGUGUACAUCGGGACCAGAGACGCUACGGUGCAGCAACUGCUUCUUCCGGCAUGUAACGACGCAAGGCCACCUAGAGAAGGUAGGGUGAGGAAAUUGGGCUCCAGUAGCCCCGUGGUUCAAAUGGGGGCCAUACCGCUUCUCAACCACCUGCUGAUCCUGUGGGAUGGCAGCAUCACGGCGCUCAACAUGUUCUCAUUGGAGCCCGUCCAAGCAUGGCGGAGGGUCCAACACGUGUCUGCGUUUGAGGUGUGUGACUCCUCACUCACAUCUCAGCCCCCGCGUGUACGGGUGGCGGCCUCCUCCAGCCGUAAGAGGCCCAUCCGUAUCCUGGCAGUCGGUGUGGACGGGUGGGACGUUGUCAAGGAGGUCCCCCUCUUCCAGGAAGUGGUGGGCAUGGCGGUGGAUGGUGAUUAUUUGUGUGUAGCCACAAGUGACAAGUACGUCCUGUGCAAUGUGGCCACCGGGGGCACCGAGGAGCUUUUUCCACACAAUCACAGUCGGCAGGGAGCCAUUGUCGCCUCGAUGGGAUACGGGGAAUUUCUCCUGAAUGGGCCUGGAUCUUUAGGGAUGUUUGUGAUGAAGACAGGCGUAUGCCAGCGGCCUCCACUGCAGUGGCUCGAUCAAGUCCUGGCAGUGGCGGUGUGUUUCCCUUACAUCCUGACCCUUCAGUCUGGAGCGCUGUGCGUCUACAGCGCCUUGGAUCAGCAGCUCAAACAGACCAUCGUGAGUCUCAGCGGGGCAAAGGUCCUGCACUCCACAUCAGAUGGAGCACUGGUGUGCACCGACAGGGACGUCUUCAUGCUGCGCUUGGUGCCCUUCCAGGAGCAGAUACAAUGGCUGGUAGGACAGGAGAGGAUACAGGAGGCCUUGACGUUGCUCAAUGGGCUGCAGAGUUUCCAUCCAUGUGACUCACACAAGGAGCUGCAGAAGGCCGUCACGUGCCGGGCUGGAUUUGUUCUUUUUCACCAGGAGGCGUUCUCUGAUGCUGCUGAUCUGUUCAUCAAGGGCGAGAUGGACCCCCGAGAGGUCAUACGCUUGUAUCCCAACAUGGAGUCUUGCCUCUGUGACGACUUUGAAUGCACGUACGGCGACCAAGACAAGAUCAGGUGUCUUCAUGCGUUGUGGUGUGAUGACACAAACAUGUUUCAUCGCUACCAAGCCUUCCUGGGAGACUUUCUCAGUGCAGUAAGAGAGACAGCUCAUGGGCUGCUGAGCAGAAAAGAGGUGGAUUGCGCCCUCUUGAGGUUGUACGUUGAACAGGGGGACACUGACAGCCUGGAGCAGCUUGUGGUAUCCCCCAAUGCAUGCAGCUUGGCUCACUGUGUUCCACUUCUGGAGCAAAAAAGCAGAUUUUUUGCUCUAGGCUCACUCUAUUUCAGUCACGGACUACACAUGGAUGCAAUAAAGGUGUGGGUACAGAUAGCAGACGGCAUCCUCAAAGACCCAUCGCACUCAGACGUCUAUGGCCACAUCGUGCGUAGACUCAGCCAGAUGAAGGACAAAGACACCGUAUGGACGUUUGCAGAUUGGACCUUGCAAAGAAACCAGGAGAUAGGUGUUCAGGUGUUCACCCAACGCCCUCAGGAGGACUGUUUAGAGACACAGCACAUCCUCACUCUCCUGAGGAAGUACCCUGUGGCGCUGGUCUUGUAUCUGGAGUUCCUAAUUGAGCACUUAAACGUUGAGGAGCGGCACCAUCACACCUCCCUGGCCAUGGCCUACCUGACGCUCAUACUGCAGCAGGGAGAGGAAAUGAAGUCAUUCCGGGAGGACGCCAGAGGAAAGUUGCAGACGCUGCUGUGGGAUUCUGAAUUUGUUGAUGUCACGGCUGUAUACGAGAGAAUCAAAACCACUACACUGCAUUUGGAGAAGGCCAUUAUCCUGGGGAGAACCGGUGAACACCUCCAGGCCUUGCAGCUUCUUGUCCACCACACGGGAGACCCCCGGCUAGCCGAGGCCUACUGCCACCAGGUCGCACAGGUCCAGGACUCUCAGUCCAGGAAGGCCUUGCUUAUCAACCUGCUUCAAAUCUACCUGAGCUCUGAGGAACUCACCAGCGCUGCUGUGGAUCUCCUCAACAACAACCCUCAGGCCUUGGCGGCGGAGGUUCUCCACUUCCUGCCAGAAUCCUGGUCCGUCGGACUAGUUUCCCAGUUCCUUGUUGGAUCCCUCAGGGAUAUGUUCCACCAGGGGAGGAUGAUGAAGGUACAAAAAGCUCUGGCCCACGCAGAGCUGUUGCGGCACAAAGUCACAUGGAUGCAAGCGUCAAGAACAAAGUUCAGCAUGGUCAAGGGGCAGUGAGGCCGUGUGGCAGCGCUCCAUUGUUGUCAUUGAGUCAGAGGGAGGGUUGCUUCAAAGGCCUUUAGGCUGCAAUAAAACUACACUUUGACUGUUGGCUUUCUCCUUCUGGCAUGCGUCAUGUGAAUACCAUUAUAUCUUUAUGCAUUUUGUGCAUCUAACCAGUAUUAAAAUCCAUCUUUUAAAAAUACUUCCAAAAGUUCCCUUUAUAUAUAGUAAUUACAGAUCAUUAUAUUACAACAUUAUAUUUCCAAAUUGACCAUAUACUAUAAGACGAUCCCUUUUUUUGUUGCAAAGCUUGUUUUUUGGGGGGGUGUCAUGAGCAAUUAUCUAUCCUAAACCCCUAGCCCAGCCCAAUGCCACAGACAGCUUGCAGUCCAAUGGGAAACACUAUACUGUAUACCAGGGGUUUCAAACUCAAUUUACCUGGGGGCCACUGGAGCUAGGGUCUGGGCAAGGCUGGGCUACAU